Messenger RNA from Helianthus annuus (common sunflower), 1322 nucleotides. RefSeq names its product feruloyl CoA ortho-hydroxylase F6H1-3. The transcript has 2 exons. The coding region runs from base 44 to 1207 and encodes 387 amino acids. The record is from RefSeq and is a predicted model, not a curated record. Lineage: Eukaryota; Viridiplantae; Streptophyta; Magnoliopsida; Asterales; Asteraceae.
UCAAAACGUUUUACAUGUACGAAAACACCUACCAUUUUAAAGCAUGAAUAUCACCAACCCCCCACUAUUUUCUAUAAAUAUUAACCGAGCUAAACGAUCCCUAAACACAUUAACCGUUUGUAUAACCAUGGUUCCAGCAAUCUCAGGCAACUCAAACUCUCUGAACAUUCUUGAUUUUGUGGUGAACAAAGGUCAUGGUGUGAAAGGCUUAGCAGAUCUCGGACUAAAGACAUUACCACACCAAUACAUUCAACCUCCACAAGAACGGUUUGAUACGAGCCUUGAAGAUGCAACUCAUGACUCCAUCCCGCUUAUUGAUAUGUCCAGAUGUGAUGACCCGAAAGUAGCAGAAGCGGUAUGUAAUGCAGCACAGAAAUGGGGCUUCUUUCAGAUAAUAAACCAUGGUGUCCCUAUUCAUGUUCUUGAGAAUGUCAAGGAAGCAACUCAUGGAUUUUUUGGGUUGCCUGCUGAAGAAAAGAACAAAUACUCAAAAGAACAUUCGGUUACCAAUAACGUUCGUUAUGGUACAAGCUUUACUCCUGAAGCCGAGAAAGCACUCGAGUGGAAGGAUUAUCUCAGUCUCUUUUAUGUCUCGGAUGAUGAGGCGGCUUCUUGCUGGCCUCCCAUUUGCAGGAAUGAAGCUUUGGAAUACAUGAAGAGUUUUGAAAUUGUUGUCAAAAAGCUGCUUGAAAUACUCAUGAAUGGGCUAAAUGUAAAAGAGAUUGACCAAACCAAAGAAUCAAUUCUAAUGGGGUCAAAGAGGAUUAAUCUUAACUACUAUCCCAUAUGUCCUAACCCUGAGCUCACUGUCGGUGUGGGGCGCCAUUCAGACGUAUCCACACUAACGUUACUCCUUCAAGAUGAUAUCGGGGGGCUUUACGUUAGAAACACUAUGAAUAUGAAAUGGAUCCAUGUCCGUCCAAUUAGCGGAGCGUUGGUGAUUAAUGUUGGAGAUGCACUUCAGAUAAUGAGUAACGGGAAGUAUAAAAGUGUUGAGCAUCGUGUGAGUGCUAAUGGAAGUCGUAACAGGAUUUCAGCCCCGAUUUUUGUUAACCCGAAAGCUAGUGACAUUAUCGGACCUCUGCCUGAGGUGCUUCAAAGUGGAGAGAAACCACUCUAUAAGCAUGUAUUAUACUCCGAUUAUGUCAAGCAUUUCUUUAGAAAAGCACAUGAUGGAAAGGCCACAAUUGAGUUUGCAAAGGCAUAGUUGGUUUUCCGUGUGAAACCAAUCUCUUUUUUUCUAUAUUUCUAUCACUAGAAUAUUUUGUGUUUUAAUUCUAAAAUUAAUGUCAGUACCAUCCUAGUAAAUUUUAAUAUUUCGU